UAAUUACCCUCUUGUCCCAACUCCCAAAGAUAUUUUACCGCUGCUAAUAGGCGAUGACGUGAACCCCUAAGGUCAGCCGGAAGGGGAGCAUUGGUUUUAUAGUAUCGAAUCCGAAUAUUAAGACUAGGGUCAUCUGGGUGGUCGGAGAUGGAGCUAGCCUCUUAUUCACCAUUGAGGAGGGCUUCUCCUUCGGUGGUCUUCACCUCCACUAGAAUCACUGGAAGACUGCCGGCCAUAGGCAGCGGAAAAACUGUUUCUAACUGCCUCGGUCCCACUAUCACAGGCAAAAUUAAUUGCCGCGUCACGCUUCGCCGCAGCACCGCUCUUUUAAAUGGACUUCGCUCAAAAAAAUUCAGAUCAUUUCGGUGCUUGUCCGCUCUAACCCCUGAACUGAGGACGACCUUAGAUAAGGUCGUCGCAUCACAAAAAGUCCUUCUGUUCAUGAAGGGAACCGCAGAAUUUCCACAGUGUGGGUUUUCCAGCACCGUCGUACAGAUGUUGAAGUCACUAAAUGUUCCUUUUGAGACUAUUGAUGUUCUUGAGAAUGAGAUAUUACGUCAGGGGUUGAAGGAGUAUUCGAACUGGCCAACAUUCCCUCAGCUCUACAUUGAUGGGGAAUUCUUUGGUGGCUGCGAUAUUACAGUGGAGGCAUACAAGAGCGGGCAGUUGCAGGAACUGUUGGAGAAGGCACUGUGCUCUUGAUUACAUCAAGUUCGGCGUGAAAAACUCUUGCUCUUGCUCCGUUCAUUUUUCUGGUUUCCUUUUAUGGAGAUGGUCGGUGUAUACUUUAAUUUGUGACAUAAAUGUGACCAUUUAUGAAAAUUUCCAAUUUUAUUA
Coffea eugenioides is the source of this 837-nucleotide messenger RNA. RefSeq names its product monothiol glutaredoxin-S7, chloroplastic. The coding region runs from base 148 to 702 and encodes 184 amino acids. The record is from RefSeq and is a predicted model, not a curated record. NCBI's taxonomy places the organism in Eukaryota, Viridiplantae, Streptophyta, Magnoliopsida, Gentianales, Rubiaceae. The transcript has 3 exons.